GAGGUGCCUGUCUCAGACCCAAGCCAUGAGGAUUUUGCGAUUCAUCACGCUUGCUCUGGUGACAGGGCAUGUAGGGGGAGAGACCAGGAUCAUCAAGGGGUACGAAUGCACCCCUCAUUCCCAGCCCUGGCAGGUGGCCCUGUUCCAGAAGACCCGGCUGCUCUGCGGGGCAACGCUCAUCGCUCCCAGCUGGCUCCUGACCGCAGCCCACUGCCGCAAGCCGUGGGUUCCUCUGUGUCUCCCCACCCACCCACCCCCAACCUUCCCCAUCUCUGACUGUCCUCUCUCCCACCUCAGCAGCUACAUAGCUCACCUGGGGGAGCACAACCUCCAGAGACAGGAUGGCUGUGAGCAGACCCGAAACGCCUUUGAGUCUUACCCCCACCCCGGGUACAACAACAGCCUCCCUAACAAAGACCACCGCAAUGACAUCAUGCUGGUGAAGAUGGCGAGCCCCGCUAUCAUCACACGGGCUGUGCGACCCCUCAUCCUGUCAUCCCACUGUGUCACCGCAGGCACCCGCUGCCUCAUUUCUGGCUGGGGCACCACCUCGAGCCCCCAGUUGCACCUGCCCCACGCCUUGAGAUGUGCCUCCAUCACCAUCAUUGAGCACCAGGAGUGUGAGGACGCCUAUCCGGGCAACAUCACAGACAGCAUGGUGUGCGCCAGCGUUCGAGAAUCGGGCAAGGACUCCUGCCAGGGUGACUCUGGGGGACCUCUGGUGUGUAACGGGUCUCUGCAAGGCAUCAUCUCCUGGGGCCAGGACCCCUGUGCCGUCACCAAGAAGCCGGGGGUCUACACCAAGGUCUGCAAAUACGUGGACUGGAUUCAAAAGACCAUGAAGAGCAAUUAGCCAGAGCCACUUGGCCACGCAGCCCAGCCACUUUGGUUUGUGAUCGGGUGGUGUGCUUGUCAUCCCGUUCAAUACUUCACGAAGCCACCCCUCCACCCACCCCCACCCACUCCUAUGGACUUCCUCACGGCUGGUCUCCUCGAACGCAGGUGCGCAGGAGCUUGGGAUGAGCUCACACUUUGGAAUCCGCGCGGCCUGGCUGUUCCACUCUCGGUGUGUGCCUGCUGGGUGACGGUGACAAGGGCAGCCAUGUAGUUUUGUUCACUGUCAAGUUGCCACUUCUCGGCAUUCGCCAAAGGGUUCAAUAAAAAAAUUGGCUG
Molecule: messenger RNA, 1173 nt
Organism: Echinops telfairi (small Madagascar hedgehog)
Lineage: Eukaryota; Metazoa; Chordata; Mammalia; Afrosoricida; Tenrecidae
Gene: KLK11
Product: kallikrein related peptidase 11
Exons: 5
Coding region: 26-853 (275 amino acids)
Biological process (GO): proteolysis
Molecular function (GO): serine-type endopeptidase activity
Source: RefSeq, a predicted model, not a curated record